Zymoseptoria tritici IPO323 is the source of this 264-nucleotide messenger RNA. RefSeq lists its product as uncharacterized. Gene Ontology annotation, molecular function: acylphosphatase activity. The transcript has 3 exons. Lineage: Eukaryota; Fungi; Ascomycota; Dothideomycetes; Mycosphaerellales; Mycosphaerellaceae. The annotation marks the transcript as partial. The record is from RefSeq and is a predicted model, not a curated record.
CAACAGAUAGAAUUUCGAGUUGAAGGCACAGUCCAAGGCGUGAAUUUUAGGUCUUUCACAGAAACCAAGGCCACAGGACUCAAUCUCACCGGCUACGUCAAGAACGCUGACGAUGGAUCGGUCAUUGGCGAAGCUCAAGGCUCACAAAGCUCGCUCGACAAAUUCGUGCAACAUCUGAACAUGGGUCCGCGGGCGGCAAGCGUGAGCAAAGUCGAACAGAAUGACAUCGACACCAAGGAAGGAGAGAGUUCGUUCAGCCAGUGA